Molecule: messenger RNA, 3990 nt
Organism: Carassius auratus (goldfish)
Lineage: Eukaryota; Metazoa; Chordata; Actinopteri; Cypriniformes; Cyprinidae
Product: gastrula zinc finger protein XlCGF8.2DB-like
Exons: 2
Coding region: 950-2125 (391 amino acids)
Biological process (GO): regulation of transcription by RNA polymerase II
Molecular function (GO): DNA-binding transcription factor activity; RNA polymerase II cis-regulatory region sequence-specific DNA binding
Source: RefSeq, a predicted model, not a curated record
CUCCCUCAGCGUCGCGUCUCCAGAGCAGGGGUGAGCAGAUUUCAGUAUAUUUAAUUGUAAAAUACAUUUUACACUGUCUGUUUAUGCAACACAUACGAGGGCGUUUCUAGAGUACAGCAGUGUUUGUGUGUUUUCCGACUUAAACACCUGAGGAAAACGUUAAAUUAAGACUUGAGUGAUUUCGUGCUGUUAUUGAACGUCUCUUGAUCUGUGAAGCGAAUGAAUGCGAAACGAUAUCAAGUUUUAUCUGCUGCAAUUUUUCGUAACGUUAUUCCUCUUUUGAGAUUUAUCGUAAGCAGAUAAAAAAAUGGUUAUAGUAACUUUACAUUGUUAAAAUUGAAACCAUCUCCUGCUAAAUACUUAAUAUAAUUAGUCUGUAUAAUGAGUCACGUGUGAUUAUUUUAAAUCUAUACAGACAUAUGAAACCACAUAGCUAUACACUGUAGUUGUUAUAAAAUCAAACUAUAUUUAGAUGUGCUUUAUUGUAGUUAUAUGACUCUAAUUGCUAGUCGAGAGAUGGGUGUCAUUAAUGUUUAUGCUUGAAUUUUUCAUUCUUACUGUUAUUUAUAUUUUGGAAGAAUUUACAUCAUAUUCGGUUCCAUAUUUCUAGACAGAUAUCUGCUUAAAUGUUAAUACUGGGCCCAAAAAAAUAAAUAAAUAAUGGUAUUCAUGUUAACAAUAGAAAGCAGAAAUGCAUAGAUUAUGUGAAUUAACAGAUAUGGGAGUGCGGUGCUGAUGCCGUUAAUUUUAAUUUAGCAAUUUAAUCAUCUACAAAGAGCUAACAUUUUAUAUUUGUGUGGCUCAUAGGACAUCUGCUUCACUCGCAUAAUUGUCUAAAUCUAUAAAUUAUUAUUAUUAUUAUUAUUAUUAUUAUUUUAUUACGAAGCAAAUCUGCUCCUGCCACACAGAAAUUCAUGUUCAGUGAAGCUCCUCCUACAAACCCUGCAGAAUGAAACACAAUGAAGAUCCUAAAGAACAAGCAGAGUUGAUUGAAGAAAACAAGGUGAAUGAAGUAUUUAGUGUAAUUGAGGAGAAAAAUCAUACAGAAAAUGGAGAAAAAUAUUUAAGUUGCUCUCAAUCCAAACAGAAAGAUUUUAAGGAAACCAGAGCCAAGAAAUCUUUCACCUGCGCUCAGUGUGAAAAGAGUUUCUCAAGCAAAUCUAAAUUUGAUGUUCACAUGAGAGUUCAUACUGGAGAGAAACCGUUCACAUGUGAUCAAUGUGGGAAUAGUUUCACUCAACCAUCAAGCCUUAAGAUGCACAUGAACAUCCACACUGGAGAGAAACUGUACAAGUGUUCACACUGUGAAAAGAGAUUCAGUCGCUCAGGAGACCUGAAAACACACGAGAGGAUCCACACUGGAGAGAAACCAUACACGUGUGAUCAGUGCGGAAAGAGUUUCAAACUAAAAGGACACCUUACAGAGCAUAUGAGGAUCCACACUGGAGAGAAACCAUUCACUUGUGAUCAAUGUGGGAAGAGUUUCAAACUAAAAGGACAUCUUACAGGGCAUGUGAGGAUCCACUCUGGAGAGAAACUGUAUACAUGUGAUCAGUGCGGGAAAAGUUUCACACGAAAAGGACACCUUACAGGGCAUAUGAGAGUUCAUACUGAAGAGAAACCGUACAAUUGUGAUCAGUGCGGGAAGAGUUUCACACAAUCAUCACACCUUAAGGAACAUAUGAACAUUCACACUAGAGAGAAACUGUACACAUGUGAUCAGUGCGGCAAAAUAUUUUUGAGAGCUUCAGACCUGAAGAAACAUCUGAGAGUUCAUACAAAGGAGAAGCCAUAUUCAUGUCAUUUGUGUGGAAAGAGUUUUUCAUGUUUAGAAAAUGCAAAAAAACAUCAGAAAAUACAUACUGGUGCGAGAGACCAUGUGUGCUUUGAGUGUGGGAGGACUUUUACUUCAGCUGAACAUUUAAAACAGCACCAGAGGAUUCACACUGGAGAAAAACCAUACAAGUGUUCAUACUGUGACAAGAGAUUCAGUCAGUCAGGAACCGUGAAAAAACAUGAGAGGAUCCACACUGGAGAGAAACCGUAUAACUGCACUGGAUGUGGGAAGUGUUUCAAUAAUUCAUCUGCUCUACACAGUCAUACAAAAAACAAUCACAGUAAGUAGAUCAUCUUCAGAUCAAGCACUUUCAGAUCUGAUGCUGCAUCCUCACCACAUGAGACACAAUCAUGCAUCAAGAAAUAAAAUAUCAUCUAGAUAAAUGUCAUUAAAAACAACAUGAAGAGACGUUAUUUAAAGUCUCUCCAUCUUCAAAACCAGCAGAUAAUAGAUGAUGGACUCAUGAGGCAGUGGAAGUUCAUUCAUCAUUUCUGUGAUCUGAAGCUCAAGUAUGAUUUGUUGAUGAUGAUGUUUGGUUUAUGCUGUAUGUUCAUUAUGUUUGAACUGAACUAACUGAAAUGAUCACAGCAGUCCUAAGCCCCUUUCACACUGCACGUUGGACCCGGCAAAUUGCCGAAACAUUGCCGGGUCACCUUCUGUGUGAAAGCAAACACGUCCCGGGAUUGAUUCCGGCAUUGAACCCAGGUCGGGGACCUAGUAACAUUACCGGGUUCAAUCCCGGGACGAGCGCUGUGUGAACAAAAGCCAGAUAUAAUGCUGUGUCGUAGUGAUAACGCAUAUUAUCGCGUGACUCUUUUACCGGCUGUUUUGAAGGAAGAUCAUCGUUCGUGACAAAAAAAUGUGCAAACUGUAAUGAAGCAGAGAUCAGUUGGUUCCUCACUUUCCGCACUGAAGCUGAGAUCCUUUACUAGCUUGAGUGAAAGUAUAACGUGCUUAACGUUUUCGACUCGUACAUUACACGUCACGCGCUGAUGUCACGUGUCGUUACGGGAUCUUCAAGGGUUGUGUGUGAAAGCACGCACUUAUCCCGGGUAAUCACUGGCAGUGUGAAAGUGCAAAAUCUAGUGACCCGGGAAUAAUUGCCGGAACACUUUACCCGUGUAUUUGCCGGAAUCGCAGUGUGAAAGGGGCUCUACUGACUUCAGUUAGUCAGUUCAGUUCAUUAUGCUGAGGAACCACACACGUCUUUACAUUGUUCAUCGUUUCAAACCUUUCAUUUCAUUCCCAGAUUCAAAGAGUCUGUUUUUUCCCCCCUCUUGAUUGUGUCUUUCAUCUGUCCACACAUCUUUCCUGUAGUGAUUGUGAUUAUUGUAGAGUUUGCAGUGUUUGCUGCUGCUCCUACUCUGUUUCUUUGGGGAGUCAUGGCCUAAUGGUUAGAGAGUCGGACUGGCAAUUGAAAGGUUUUGAGUUCGAGUCUCUGGCCAACAGGAAUUGUAGGUGGGGGGAGUGCAUGUACAGUUCUCUCUCCACCUUCAAUAUCACAACUUAGAUGUCCUUGAGGAAGGCACUGAACCUCCAACUGCUCCCCGGGCGCCGCAGCAUAAAUGGCUGCCCACUGCUCCGGGUGUGUGCUCACAGUGUGUGUGUGUGUGUGUGUGUGUUCACUGCUCUGUGUGUGCGCACUUCGGAUGGGUUAAAUGCAGAGCACAAAAUCUGAGUAUGGGUCACCAUACUUGGCUGAAUGUCACUUCACUCACUCACUCACUUCUUCAGUUCAUUUGUGUAAGAAAACCUGGUGAGUUUUUCAGCCUCUCACAAUCCAAAUUCUGGCUUGAGGAGAACUGACCCCUGAUUGAGGCCACUCUAUCCGAAGUUGUAUUUUUUUUUCUCUCCCUUUCUGUCACCGAUGGAGUUUUGGUUCCUUGCCACUGCUGCAUUUGUCCUGCUUAGUUAGGGACACUUAAAUUCUGGCAGUAUUGUUGACUUGAUUUCACAGACACUAUUUAAACUGAACAGAGCUGGACGAUUACAUCACUGAAUUCAACAAUGAACUGUCUUUAUCUGGAAAACUGUUCUGUAUUUUCCUCUUGCAUUAUCAACACAUUGUUCCUGUUUAACACUGUUAAGUUGUUUUUUCACAAUUUGUAUUGUAUAAAACAUUAUAUAAAUAAAGGCGACUUGGUUUGACAGUC